Penicillium canescens is the source of this 985-nucleotide messenger RNA. Its product is annotated as DUF2011 domain-containing protein. The transcript is spliced from 3 exons. Bases 20 to 985 code for a protein of 321 amino acids. NCBI's taxonomy places the organism in Eukaryota, Fungi, Ascomycota, Eurotiomycetes, Eurotiales, Aspergillaceae. The record is from RefSeq and is a predicted model, not a curated record.
CUUUAUACCACCACCCACAAUGUUUGAUCUACCAAAUGCUAAGCGCAUCCGGCGCGAUGACAUCCACUCUCCAGUGUCAUCCCGCUCACCAUCACCCGCACCAGACGACGCUGAAGCACAAGACGCACGAGCCCGUCUAGGGAAACUACUCAAUCUCGAUGAAUUGAUUGCCAUACAAGAUACAGCUGUACAAGAAAACGAUCCCCCACAGCCAGAGGAUGACGAUGAGGAGCAAGAAUUCGAAUUCCGGCUGUUCAGUGCCCCCGCAAAAUCGACAGAAAAUGCGACCAAUGGGUCAGAAAAAGAUGCGGAGGCCAACUCAACAGGAAAAUCCCAGAAGAAAUCCACAGGAACCGAUGCACAGCCUUCCACGGUCACACAGAAGUUGCGCAUCCGAUUGCGGUCACCCUCACCGGGAGCUGGUGGUUCCGAGGGACGAUUCGUGAAGGCUUCGCGGGGAUGGGACUAUUACUUCUCUACGCCUUCGCUUUUGGGAACACGCAAUUCAGACGUUUCAUCGGAAGAUGAGGACAGUAUUGCAGAGAAGAAGCGACAAUUUGAGGAUAUGGCCGUCACCGGAGAGCACAUGCUGACAUGGGCUCAGUCACAAGCCUGGCCCGGCUGCCAUCUGCCCUGGCGAGUGAUCCAUCUAAAACGCCAUCAGACGAAACUUCCACGGCCAGCUGGUAGCGCCCCUGUGUAUGUGGUAGAAGGCGCCCCUGUCUCGAAAAGCCCACUCACCCGCAAGAAGCCCGGCAAGAAGCGCCGAGUCCAGCUGCGCAAGCGCGUUAUUGCUGCACAGGCUGCUAAAGAGACGGAGGCCGAGAAGCGGAAUCGCAAGAACCAUGCGAGGAAGCUCAAGCGCAGACAGAAAGCAAGAGAGCAGAAGGCCGCUGCAGCGGGUGUCGCUGUUGCGGACGCUGGUGCUGAAGAUGCCUCCAUGGCCGAUGGAGAUGAGGGUGCGUCCUCGUGUGGAGAGAAUUGA